Brettanomyces nanus is the source of this 2511-nucleotide messenger RNA. RefSeq lists its product as uncharacterized. The record is from RefSeq and is a predicted model, not a curated record. The transcript has 2 exons. Gene Ontology annotation, biological process: eisosome assembly. The coding region runs from base 1 to 2511 and encodes 836 amino acids. NCBI's taxonomy places the organism in Eukaryota, Fungi, Ascomycota, Pichiomycetes, Pichiales, Pichiaceae.
AUGACGGUACCAAGCUCGAUGUCUAAUUCCGCUUCUGCUUCUGCUUCUAAUUCUGCGUCCAAUUCAUUGUCCUCUCCCCAUGCAAAAAAUCAUCGGUUUGCCUCUGUCUAUCAGACCAACGAUAGGCCACUAAGCGAGGAGGCUAUCUACAAAGCUAGACAGAGGUACGGUAUGUUUCAAAGCCCUGCUAAAGUUGGUUUAGGUGUGGAUGCAUAUGCCUCGGAUACUGCUGCCCUAUUGGCUGCUAGCUCUGACUUGUCUAUUCAUCCUUAUAAGCCCAGUCUCUCUGCUGACGCUGCCACUGCUGCUUUGUAUGCCAAUACCGAUUCGUCGCCUAUUGCGUGGAAGCGUAACAAUGUUGACCCGAAUGCAGAAUAUGCUGCCAUUUCUGCCAAAUCGCAGAGCUCGCAGUCCGAGGACGUUACCGAUUCUAGCGACUCUGGUGAACCUCAGAAGAAAGCCGCAUACGCUUCUCUUUACAGACGUGAUCAUGGCUUUCCGGUAAGAUCCUCAUCUCAAGCCGGUAACAACAUAUCAGCACCAGCUACUCCGGCUUUUAGCAUCUCCUCAAUUACUAAAGUUGCCAGAGAAAGUGCUGCCAGGUCGAUCAAUUCCAGGAUGAAUCCUCCAGUAUCGUCCACCGAUGCCAUAGUGUCCCCCGGACGAUCGAACCGACAUGCCAUGACGAUCUCUUCUAGUUCUUCUGCUACCGGCACCAUCAACUUGGCCCACAUCACCUCAUUGGCGCAGGCUUCUGCCACACGGGAAAUCGAUUUGCGGUUGAGAGACCGGAAGACUGGCCAUGGAAUUCCUACAGCUAGUGAUACAGCCAGUAAUAACAGUCUUCUUGCCAGUAGAUGUGCCACGGCCUCUAAAACCACGGGCGUUCUGCCAGAUUAUGCCGUAAGUGAACGUGAGACUUUAAAGCGUAACACUUUAGUCAACAAGGUCGUUUUGGCAACAGCUUUCAAGAGAGCCAGUGAUACCAUGAAACAGAUUGAUAAUAAUAUCAUAUCAAAGGGAGUAUUCUCCAAUAAGGAGUUGAACCAAAAGGCGUUGCAAGUUGCCCAGGAAAGGGCCAAUAAAGUGGCAGAAGAUCCUGCCAACGAUUCCUCGAAGAUUAACCUUGGAGGAGGAUUGUUUAUGAGUUUUGCAGCAAUCAAUGCUUUGGCUGCUUCGGUUGUUCAACCUGCAUUGAGGGAGAUUGAUUCCAAGGCUAAGUUGCAGAGAGAAGUUGAUCAGCACGACUUAGUGGUUAGCGGAAACAUCAAGCAGAGAAAGAUUGAGCAUAAGAAAGAGUUGAAAGUUGCCAAAGAAGCUGAUAAGCAAAUGCUUGCCGCAGAAGUUGAGGAACGUCGUGUUCAACUGGAGGGAGAUAAGGAAGGACUCAGAGGAGAGCAAGAAGAGUUAUUGAAGCAGCACAGCGAGGAGGUUGCUGCUAAGGAAACCGAAUUUGAUGAACAGGUUAAGCAUGAAGAAGAAGAGAAGCAGCAGAUUGAUGGAGAGAGAGAAGAGAAAUUGCAAGCGUUGAAUGAUACUAAGGCCGAAAAAGAUGGAGUUCGUGAGUCUGAGAUUUCUGAGAUCAAAGAGAAAAGAGACCAUGAAUUGGCCCCUAUUGAGGAAGAGUUGGGGCAAGAGAAGGAGAAAUUGGCUGAAUUGACCAAGGUAAGAGAGGAAAAAGAGGCGUUUUACAACGAACAUAGGUCGCGUGUGGAUAUAGCUACUACACAACUAGAGAGGACAGAGUAUCAACUCAGCAAGCUUAAAGAGCAAUUGGAAAUAACCGAAAAGGAUAGUGGAGAAGCUUCGACACAGGCUGCCAAAGAAGUUGAGGAAGCAUCAGAACUAGGUAAAUCGAGUGAAAAGACAAUUGCGGAAAAGAAGGAGUCUUUGGAAUCAAUGAGGAGAGAAAGAAGUGAGUUGGAAGGCCAGAUCGAAGAACUUGAUGGUAAGAGAAGAGAGGUUUUAGGUGGAGUCAAUUCUACAGUGAGGGAGAAUCAUAAGGAAGCGGGUGAGAUUAACAGUAUUCUACCGGAUCACCUGAAAAAAGAGGUUCCAAAGCUAAAGGAAGAAAAGGAUAAGAUUGAUUUGUCCAAAUUUACAGUGGAUGACAGUGCAAUUAAAGAACCUGCUGAAGUUAAGCCCGAGCCGGAAGAUAUCCCAGACAAGAUUUGGAAUGAAGAAGAUGAUAAAAUUGCUAAGGAGAAGGCUGCCAAGGAGAAGGCUGCUAAAGAAAAGGCUGUUAAGGACAAGAAGGAAGCCACAAGGGCAGCUUCAGAAGCCUCAAAGGAGGCCAAUUCGAAGAAGAGAAGCGGCAACUUGUUUAGCAAUGGAUUCAAAAAGGUGAAAGAAGCACCGAAAAAGGCCGGAUUCGGUAAGAAGCUUGUCAACUUAUUCAAUGAGCCUGCUCCGUUAGCGCACAAGAAGGCCACCGCCACGUUGAAGGACGAUACAAUCGACGAUAACUUUUCAGGAUUCUCGCAGGAUUUUGUGAAUGAUAAGAAGAAUUAG